Messenger RNA from Manduca sexta (tobacco hornworm), 11263 nucleotides. RefSeq lists its product as uncharacterized. NCBI's taxonomy places the organism in Eukaryota, Metazoa, Arthropoda, Insecta, Lepidoptera, Sphingidae. Gene Ontology annotation, biological process: regulation of transcription by RNA polymerase II. Gene Ontology annotation, cellular component: piccolo histone acetyltransferase complex. The transcript has 21 exons. The coding region runs from base 267 to 4403 and encodes 1378 amino acids. The record is from RefSeq and is a predicted model, not a curated record.
CACGUCAUACGAGGUGGAAGUUGGUCAUGGUCGUCCGCCAAACGGAAAGCCGCCAUGAUGGCUUUCUGUAAAGUACGCUCAAUAUGUAAAGUUUCGUUAUUGUUUUUCAUUAAUUGUGACUGAGUGCGUGCAAAAAUUAACCAUGGGAACGAACUAGAGUGUGCAAAGUUCAGUUUACGGUCCUUUGGGACCUCCUGGAGGAGCUAUAAAGUGUUUUAUAAGUGCAUUUUUGUGUCGACGCUAGCGUGUUUUGUUCUGUCAACAAAAUGUCGAAGCUCUCGUUUAGGGCGAGGGCCCUGGAUGCGUCGAAACCAAUGCCCAUAUAUCUCGCCGAGGAGCUUCCGGAUCUGCCGGACUACUCGGCGAUUAAUCGUGCAGUACCUCAAAUGCCCUCUGGAAUGGAAAAAGAGGAGGAAAGUGAACACCACCUCCAGAGGGCUAUAUCCGGCACAGGGCUGAUCAUACCAACACCAGAAGUAUGCGAGGUCAGCGACCUCGAGUUCUACGCGCGAUGCUACCCGCCCGACUACAAAAUGCCCAAGCAGCACAUACAUAUGCAGCCGCUAUGGGAGGAGCAGGAGGCGCCGGAGUACGACAUCGACUCGGAGGACGAGAGGUGGCUCAAACAGCAGAGGCACCCCGAGCUCACAGAGCUGAAGUUCGAGCAGAUGAUGGACAAGCUGGAGAAGAGCUCGGGCCAGACGGUGGUGACGCUGAACGAGGCGAAGCUGCUGCUGGAAAGGCACGACGACCUCGUCAUCGCCGUGUACGACUACUGGCUCAACAAGCGGCUCAACACUCAACAUCCGUUGAUCCUGUCGGUGAAGACUGAGAACCGAAUGGGCCAGUCUGCCAACAACCCGUACUUGGCGUUCAGGCGGCGCACUGAGAAGAUGCAGACCAGGAAGAACAGGAAGAACGACGAGAGCUCGUACGAGAAGAUGCUGAAGCUGCGGCGGGACCUGGCGCGCGCGCUGUCGCUGCUGGAGCUGGUGGCGCGGCGCGAGCGGGCCAAGCGCGAGCUGGUGCGCCUCACCGCGCUCAUCGCCGAGCGCCGCUACGCCGCCGGCGACUUCGCGCACCACCUGCACCACGACCCGCCGCCCAGGCCCGUGUACACGGCGCCGGUGCCGAUCCCGACGCCGAACUUCCGCCGCGAGCCGUACCCCGCGCCGCACUACCCGCCGCCCACGCCCGUCGACCAGCCCAGACAGCGCGAGAAGCGUCCGUACAGGAGACGGAAACCAAGGCUCGCCGUCGGCUCCGCGCAGGGGCUGCGAGAUUCCGGUGUGUACUCGUCCUCGGAGGAGGAGAGCGGGUCGCGGGCGGAAGCUGCGUCGCCUCCGGACGACGGGCCCUUCGCGUUUCGACGCAAGCCCGGUUGCUAUUACGAAAUGCCUACGGCGACGUUGUACGGCGACCCUGUGGAUCCGGACAGUCCGUCGAAGGAAGGCCUUUUCGAGCACGAGCUGGAUGAACGGUACAGGUACACGCUGACGUCGGUGUGGUCCGCGUGGUCGCGCUGCGCCGGGCUGUGCCGCGCGCGCGCGGGGCGCGGCGGGCGCGUGGCGCUCGACCGCGUGCGCACGCCGCUCGACGACCUGUGGCCGCACCUCACCUUCCCGCACCGCACGCGCCGACACGCGCAGCUGCACGAGGAGAUGGAGCUGGAGACAAAGGUGCAUCGAACGCCUAAAGAGUUGGUCAGGGAUUACCACGAGAGCGGCAAGUAUCCGUGGAGGCGAGCUUUCAGACGACACCUCGCGCGCAACCCAGACCUCUGGACGUGUCCCGUCAAGGAAGAGGACACCAAACCGGCGCUCGAUUGCCUGAAGUCAGACACCAAACUCAACUUCGACGACAUCCGGCACUCGAUCGAAGACACCAAACCAAAUCUCGCCGACAUCAAGCCGACAGACGAGAGCCGACAAAACCUCUCGGGCAUAAGGCCGACGAUCGAUGAGAUACAACCCAGUCUCGACAUGAGGCCGCUGGAUGACGUGAGACCGUACUUGGACGAGGUGAAGCCGGAGCCGAUGGACGUGUCGGAUGUUAAAAGUGAUAUUAGUGAUAGUGCAAGGACUAUAGACGAGUACGUGAGAGAGAAUCUGCGGCGGGUGAUCAGGAAGCGCACGUACAGCGCGUGCAGCGACACCAGCUACGACUCGGACGAGAGUCUGAGCCCGGUCGAGCGCGAGUUCCGCUCCUUCAUCGACGAGGUACACAGCAAAUGGUUACAUUUCCGGCCGAAAACGCCUCCCCCAUCACCGCCGGUGAAUGACAAGCUGUUGGGUGAGGUGGCGCUCAACGUGGACACUCCGAUGGCGGUGGAGUUGCGGCUGCUGGGCGGCGGGCCGGCGGACAAGGGCGGCGGCGGAGACUGCUUCACGUCCUCCGAGUUCAGCCUGCGGUCGCUGCGCGGCGAGGAGCCCGACUCAGUGGUGGACGUCAGCGAUGAACUGCUGCCGGACAACUUUGCAGUUUUCACCGACGCGCAAAUGGAGAGCAUCCUCUCGGAGACGGAUCUAAAGGCGCUCGCGGACGACGACGAGCGCAAGAUGAACAUAUCCGACGACAUACUGGAGCAACUCGUCAAGGACGUGGACGGGAAAGAGCCUUUUUUACUGCAAGGCCAGAGUUCGGAUGGGCGUACCGACUCUGGCUACAAGAAGAAAAAGGGCGACUCGUUCGGCUCGUCGCAGGUGCACGUGUGCGCGGCUAGGCGCGAGUCCAUAUACCUAUCGGCGCAGGAGCCCCCGCCGCCCCCGUCCCCGCCGCCGGCGCCGGCCCCCGCCCCGACCCCUGCAGCAGCCCCCACCCCGCCCGCCCCCGCCCCGCCCGCCGCAGCGCCAGCGCCCGUACCCACGCAGAACAUCAUACUCGAGGAGGUCAAUGAGGUGCCAAUUAAACUUGAGAAGAAGAGGAAAGAGGAGACCCUAGAAGAGGUGCAGCUCGCACCGGGCGUUCAACUGAAGACUGUGCAGACGAAGCACUCGCCGCUGAAGAAGCACAUCAUAACGUCCGCGCCGCGCCGCGCCAGCGACGACGUGCCGCAGAUACUCACCGUCGCCGUCUCCGAUAGCCUCAAGGUUCGCUUACAGAAUCAUCUACUGUCGACGCAGGCGGGCGUGUUGGUACCAAACGGUCCGUUCCCGCCAGUCGCCGUCGCCGUGCCGGUGCAGCCUGUUAGAGAUGGUGGUGUGCCGGGUGUGUCCGGCGUGUCCGCGGUGUCGGGCGUGUCGGGCGUGAGCACGGUGGUGGCGGGCGUGUCGGCGGCGGGGUCGGGGCGGCGCGUGUCGGCGCCGCUGGUGCAGCUGGCGCCGGCCGCGCUUGCGCACAAGCCGCUGCAGCUGCACGCGCACGCCGCGCACGCCGCGCACGCCGCGCACGCCGCGCAGCCGCUCGUCGUCGCGCCCUCGCACGCACUGCACCACGUGCAGCCCAACAAGCUCAAGGUGGUGCACGCGCAUUCGUUGACACAUUCUCAGCGUACGCAGCUCUUGGCACAGAAUCGCGUGGCGCAUUUACCCACAGUGGUCUCGCUCGCUACGCUGGCAGACGCCAAGGCUCCCAACGCAGCGCUACUGAAGGCGGCGCCCGGCUCCGUCGCACAGCUGUUGGAGAUCAAGAGCGGGCAGCUCGGCAAGGGAACGCACCUCGUGAACGUUGUGCGGCACCCCACGCCCGGCAAAACCACAGUCGCGCGGCUCGAUAUGAAUGACAAGAAGCGACAGGUGGUAGCGUUUGAUGGCGCCAUCAAGUCGGCCGUUGCCACACCCGCCACCGCCACCGCGACCGCUACGCGGCCGCACCGUGUCAGCGUCAGCCUCGACGGGCGACAAAUCGUGCGCGCCUCGCUGCCCACACUGCCGCACGUGCGCCAUCAGAUCCAGCUGAAGAACCGGCUGCAGGUGUCCACCCCGCAGGCCCGCGGCGUCGCCGAGCCCUCCACGUCGAUCACAAUCGCGACGCCCUCAAAGCCGACAUGUCUACCGAGUUCUGUGGUCGCCAACCUGCUGCACAAAAACGUGCAGAUACCGAAGAGUGGACAGAAAAUCGCGAUUUCCGGUCCCGGCGCGCAGGCACUGUCGGCCAACAUGCCGACCAUCGCGUUCACCACCGCAACUCAGCUCAAGGCGCGCCAAGCGAGACUCAUCGCGCAGCCACGAGCUGCGCCAAUUGCUGAGAUGGUGGAGGGCCGCGCGCCGCUGAGCGCGGGGCUGGGCGCGGGGCUGGGCGCGGGGCUGGGGCCGGCGACGCUGCCGGCGGGGCUGGCGGCGACGCGCGGCGGCGCGCUGGCGGGGCUGGCGGCCGACGCGCCCCCGGCCGACGCCGACGACGCCGCCACCAACGGCGCCGUGCGACGCCGCGCCGCCGACACGCUGCCCAUGGAGGUCACGUGACAAACCACCGCCGCCACCCGGACCGACUCAUCCACACCACACCACCUACCCAUACUAGUGUUCUAGCCAGUCUUAUACGAGCACCGAGCGGAGUAGUGUUUCGCGCGUUUUUUUUUUAUUAUUUUUUUCUCGACUCUCGUUCGCCAUUUUUUUAACGCCCCAGGCGUUUUGUAAAUAAUUAUUUAAAUAAAACAAUUUGUAGAAAAAUUUUGUGAUAUUAAAAAUAAUGUAACAACAUUCUUUUGUAAUUUUUUGUUUUAUUGUUAAGUUACUUUUAGUAGGCGCCAUUUUGUGUCGUGACGUCAUUAAGAUGGCGCGCCGCAGCGCGGGAAACACUGCGCCGCGACACGUGUAAUGCAAUUAUUUUACUACGUUUAUGGGUAUUUAACAGUUUUCGUUUUGGUCUUUAUGCGAGUUCAAAGGUUAUUUUAUUGGACGAUGCGUCGCUUCGAUAUGUUUAAUGCGCGCCAAAAUAUGUACUGAUAUUGCUCCUACAUAAUGUUUGUUUCUCCUACAUAAGACUUCGCUUAAGUUAUUCGGGAUCUAACAGCAUCAUCGCAUUGCUACCAGCUCAUACCAUGCUCCGUAGGAAAUCAGUUGUAGUGUAUAAAUUUGCAAAUACACGCGAUUUUUAAAAUGCAAAUAAAAUACUCUUAAUAUUGUUCACAAAUAAAGCCAAAUAAUUUUACUAAAUGAGGACUGUGUAAUGUGCAAAAUGAUAGUUAUUCGCUUUUAUCUUUUUUAUAUUGUUUCGACACAAUUUGCAAUGUCUAUUGAUUUCUCGGUAAAAAUACCAUUUUUAUUAUAUUAUGGUCUUUUGUUAUUUCAGCCACGAUCUUUAAAUUGCAUCGUAGUUUACGUAGUGCCUAAAUUUAAAAAAAAUUAUUCAAUCAAUACGUCACAAAAUUAUUUCUAAUAAACAGACCCAUCACACCUUUAUUCUCUAAAAUGAAUGUGCAACCAGAGCACCCACUUUUCGUCUAGUAUGUACCGUCCCAUGAUGUGAUAGGGGGCGAGCCUGUCCUGACUCCGGGCUAAUACUGAGCAAAAAUUCCCCAAUAUCGCUGCCCGACACAGGAUCCUAAAGCGGUUUAGUACCGCGCGCAAUACAACUACACCACUGAGCCAAGUUUUAGUAACAUUGUCUUAUUCUAUCGCUUUACUUACUAUUUUCUCUGUCAAAUGUCAAUAAUCGAAUCUACCCUUCAAUCUAGCGACAUCAUUUCAUGGAGGUGCCCAUAACCAUCCCAAAGACUCGGAAAUGGAUUUCACCAGAAAAUCCUAAGCUGGCGUAUCGAUUAACCGCCGAAUUCGAAACAAUGAUCCAAUCGCCCUUUUUUGAUCUUAGUAAAGUUUAUUUAACACGCUUACAAACGACUUCUUUAUAUUAUUUUACAGUUAUGGAUCAAAGAUUAACAUCGUUUAUUGAAAUCGGUCGCAAGACUUUCUCAAUAUAAGAGUAUUGAGUUUUAUUUUUGUUACAAAAAAUACACCCUGUAUAAAGCUGGUAGCAAUGUAAGAUUAGACAAAUAAUCUCUAGUUCUCAUAAUAUUUUCACAGUGUAAAUAAUCCAAAAAUGUUACCAAAUCGACAGUACAUUCUAACCCUUAUAUACCUCACGUCUUUGUUAAAUUAAAAGCUACAUUUCUGGCGUAUUUGAGCGAAUGUUUGCGUCAUUUGGCUAAUGCAAUAAUAUAUAUAAUUGAUGUGUAAAUCAUAAAGCAAAACCCAGUACAAUAUACAUUGAUUCUUUACUUAUUUUUUUCAGCCUAUUCAAUACUAUUUACAUAAAUAUGGGUUCAAUAUUAUUUUUCUGAUUGCCCCUUGAAAUUAUUGCUGUAUUUUGUUCCUACAAUGCAAUUCAAUAUCUCAUUGAAUUGGCCAAGCGAAAAUAAUUGCUUAAACGCCAAAUGUAGUACUCUCAUGACGGUUAAUAGAAAAAUCUAGUAUAUUAGUGAACAAUAAAGUUCAGUUCGUCAUAGCAAACUAAUUCCUUACUUAUAUUUCGCUGAAUAUGAUUUUCAGUGGACUUUGAACGCAGAUUAUUCAUUACCCGGCCGGUAACAAAGAAAGUAUGUUUUUUGUUCAAUUAUAAAUAUUAGGGUAUGUCGAAAAAUAUAUAAUUGAAGGGCGCAUUUUUUUAUUUAAUAUGAAAUUAGUCUGCAUAUUUAGUUUCUAAUUUUUUCGAUCUUCAAAUGUAUUCAGUAAAAUUUUUGGGGGGUCAAAUACCCCCCGAUUAUAGCGCUCAAGAACACAACGAUGCAGGUGCGAUCCACGUGGCUAUGAACCACAAAUAUCAAAAUUAUACUAGGAAAAAUAUCCAGUCCAUUAUGAAAAUUAAGUACUGGUUGUACACGGACAUUAAAUUUAACCAAAAUGUCAGAAAUUUGUGUAGAGGUGCAUACGUGACGACAUUACCUCGGGUUAGGCGGGGAUAUGAUAUGCAUUGUAUAAGACAAUAGUCUAAUCUAAAUAUAUAUAAUUGCUAGGUAAAUUUAAUGUUCAUUUAGUUAUGUAAGUAUUCUACCCCUUCUAGUUCUCAAUAUUUUUCCUUGUCUAUUUCAAUUGAGUACAAUUUGUUACUGUAUAUUUUUUGUAACGGCAUUACGAAUUGUAUUGCUCCGUUCUCAGCGGCAAGAGUUAAAUCCCGUUACGUAUGCAUUACCUCUAAACAGUUUUGGACUUGAUAUUUCACGAUUCUCGGCUUCAAAAAAGUAAUAUAUUGAAAAGUGAGUGAUCUAAAGUAAAAAAACUUAUGAGUGGAUAAGUUUUCUCUCAUCGUCCCCUAAUUUAAUUGGAUCUACAUACAUAUGUCAGUGGUGUAUUUUAAGAUUGCGUCAUCGCAUCGCUUGACAUGUUUCAAAGUCCUUUUAAAUUACGGUAAAGGGAAACGGACAUAAGUGACUCGCCAGUUAAAUGCGUAGGGGCCUCAAAUGACCCCAACAUUAUUGACCCAAAAUCAACAAACGCUCGCAACUGACCGACACUACCGCGGAAGUGUUAACCGUAGUAAUACAAACUUCAAUACUUCAUUACGUGGCUGUGACAUAGGUAAUAUCGCGGACUGUAGGCGACCCGACGGCAAAUGUCAGCUCUGGAUUGCGUAUGAUUUGGGAGCCUGGAGUGUAUUCAGAAUUGGGCUCAACUACUCCACAUUCUGGGAAAACGAUUACCCCUUGAAUCACGAAAAACAAGCAGUUUGUACUUCUGUAGAAUUCGGUUUGGUUAGGUUAGGUUAGAAUAAACCGAGCAGAAUACAAAUGAACAAGUGUGCGUUUUGAAUUAUACCGCGCACGUAUUGUUUGUAGCUUUAUGAUCAUCUUAAUAUUUGUAAUCAUUUUAUUUAAUACAAAAGAACGCAACCGUAUAGGUGCCUACUAUGAUUUAUGAUUUAUUGCUACAUUUAUAUUACAUUAAUAAAAAAAAAAAAAUGCAAUUCUUCAAAGUUGCUCCUUGAUUUAUACCAAACUCAUUAAAAACCUUAUAACGCCCGCAUAUUGAAAGCUAUUAAAUAUUUAAAAACCAACAAUAUUCAAAGAUAACAUACUUGUAUAUCGGCGAAAGAAUUUUCAGAAUCUAGGCUUUCGUUCUAGAUAUUUUAAGAACGGAUAUAAUCCAGAGCUGGCAUUUACACUCGGGCGUUCCUUAAAGGGAUCUAUAGUUAUAUCUAAUACAAUAAACGAAACGAGGCACGUAUCGUGUGUAUUUUAUGUAUUGACAGUGUACAGUAACUCCUUUGAUUGUAUACAUGUUGGACAAUAGUUUAGGGCAGCCGAUACAGGCGCUCAAUUAGACUGGCUAGUAACUUAGUCAGUUUUCCUUUGCAUUCGUUAAAUUUUUUUAUAAUAUUUUUUUCUGCUAAAGCAUCUCAAUUUGUCUACAUAAUCAAAACACAGGCAAAUUCCUCAAACAAUACUUGUUUGAAUUAUCGGUAUCUCAAGGCAAUUCCAUACGUGUAUACAGUCAAAGGAAAUCAUUUAUAAUAGUUUUGUGUAAACUGGCCGGUCCAGUGUAGUUAGCGACAGAUACAAGGUCGUAGCUAGGUUAUACUAGAUUGAUGUGUAAGUAGUAUUCAUAUAAGUCAAGGGAUAUAAUAUUUUUUGGGGGUCCCGCCCCCCUUCUCCGCCCAGCUACGGCCCUGGAUAGAUAUAGAGCAACACUUUAUAAAGAUGAGAUGGCAGAUCCUUGCAAAAAAUAACGUGGGCCCUGAUUUCCAAAGUACAAACUCAUUUCUUGCAUAUUAGUGCCGGAAAUUAACAAAAAGAACUAGUAGGCUUGGAAAGAUAAUAACAAAUACGCAAUAAAAUUUAAGUUGCGGUUUCUAUAACGGGACUUUUGUGAUACAUCCGGUCUCAAAUGAAAAAAGUUUAAAUCGGGCUUCUGAGCUUAGGCUCUUAAAUUUUUAUUUGGUUUUGGUCAAUACUGGCUAAUAGGUUUAAAUAUAAGAAUGCCUAUAAUUUUCUAAUUUGCUUUAGACUCUUAUUUGUUAAUAAUUAUAAUUUCAAGAAGGCACGCUUAACGCCACGAAUAAGUUCUUUUGAGAAAAUUAUAUAAAACUUGACACUCCCUUGCAGAAAUAGCGCCAUGUAGGAACUCUACUGACAACAGAAUAUUACCAUGUCUGACAUCCGUAGUCUAGUAUAAUACACUUAAAAAUGCUCUCAAAAAGCGUCAAAAUGUUUAGCAAUCAUUCUUGCAAUGCGACCGAGUGUUCGCCAUCUCUGUCUACAAAAGUCUUGACUUUGUAAAGUGUUUCUUCAUAUCAGUUGCAUUAACUAUUUAUAUCAGAAUAAUAUUAAUUCAGUGUCAAAUUAUUCCUCUGUACGCUUGAUGAUCUGUAGAAUAUUCUUUCCUUAAGCGGUGAUCGCCGUCUAAUAGCCCCGUAUGAACGCGCGCUUAUGAUCUGUUCAUGUACUGAACUAUGUCAUGAAUAUACUUUAGAAUACGAGUACUAUCAGAAAUGAGCGAGUCCCAACAACAUUCCUAAUUACGUCAAUGGUUGUAGCGCGGUAUAAAAGGGAUGAGUCGUGUAAACACUUCACAAAACCUAGGCGUAUACAAGACAUAGGUGCGGUUUAGCACAGAAACGUCAAAUAACAUUUUGUAUUAAAUUCUGUCAUUCGCGCCUAAGUCAUACGUUGUAGUAAAUUUGGCUCCUAAUGAUAAUGAUUUCUUAUGUUUACGCGAAUGUUAGACAUUGAAAUUAAACUAAUUUUCGGAUUCUAUCGCAUAAUUAGUAAAUUUGGCUCAUAAUGAUAUUACAGGAGCCCGUUCGUGUGCAUACGCCUUUUUAUUAGGAUCGUAUAACAUUCGAUCAUUGCGUAAAUAUUUCCACUCUAACGCUAUCAGUAGUUAAUGCGCGUGAUUCCUUAUUGAUGUGAUGGUUGGGAGUUCAAAUUACAUUCGGUUUUCAGAAUUCUCUUAGGGUAAACAAAACAAUCACGUGACAUCGCGACCGCGCUUUCAUAGUAAUUGCAAUUGCAAAGACAUUGUGGUCUUUUUUUCGACAUGUUAUAGUAUGAUGAAUCUAAAUUGAACGAAAAGCGAAACAAUUUAAAUUUUCAUCAAAAAAUGUACUGAAGUAUUUAGAUUAAAAAGAAAUGACUAAAAUUACUUAGGCGAUGUCUAUAUCUCAUUAUAAUGUUUGACGUAUGUAUCCAAAUAUCAUUAUAUUAGCUCGUAGUUGUGGAGACAGCCACGUACGUCGCACGCGGUAGUGCGCCAGCGUGCGCGUGCGCGGCGCGGCGCGGGUGCGGGUGCGGGCGCGGGCGCGGGCGCGGGCGCGGGCGCGGGCGCGGGCGCGGGCGCGGGCGCGGCGUUUAUACAGGGACGAUUAGUCACUAUAACUCGUCUUUUUCUAUCGCCAUUCAUAGAUUAAAAAUGGAAUAUACGAGGUGUUAAAUCAGUAUUUUUUAUUGCACAUGACUUAUUUAUUUGCCGUGUUAAUCCGUAGUAAUAAUACAAUUUUCAAACAGUAAAUGUUUUUAUUGAUCGAUUUUCGCCUUGUAUAUGAAAAUGUAAAAAAAAAUGUAUUUUAAUAAAAAAAUCUCAAAAAAAUGUGUGAAAUAAAAUAUUCCAGUAAUGUUUAAAUAUGAUAAUGUAUUUAACCGCUGAAUGGUGAUUGCAGAACAAUUACUGGCAAAAACUCAGAGCUCUAAGUUAGGGUAGUUUCUUCAUCGGCGAAAUUUCAAUUUGUCCGUCAAAUCACUUGUAAUUAGAUAAACAUUAGCAGAAAAAAAAUCGAAAAAAAAUGUUUAAAAGUAUAUACAUAUAUGUAUGUAAUGUAAUGUAAAAGUAAAAUGAUUGUGAUUUAAACGUAGCUAAUGCGAGUAUAGCGGCACGCGCAUGUGCCGCCGUUUGAUGUUUUAAAAAAACUUUGCGGAACGUUUCUGGCGGGCGUCGGCGGCGGUCCCGAGAAACGAUCCGCCACAAAAAAACACGUAUGUAACAGUUUUAAACUAUGUCUAUACAUAUAUUAUUAGUAAGUAUCAUAUACUGUACAAAAGGCUGCAAAUUUGUGAGAAAAUGUAAAAAAAAAUGUGGCCCCCGUAGUUUGUGGGCGGGGAGUGGGGGGCCGUCACAUACGCUUAGUAAUGUGUUUAGGGGCGAGUGGCUCACGCGGCGGCGCUCGGUCAGCCGCACUGUGCGCCGCGACUCGCGCGUGCGAGCGGCGAGUGUGCGAGUCGUGGGGCGGCACAGUGCGCGCUGGCGCGUCGCCGCGGCCGAUUUGAGCCCGUAUAUUAAUCUAAACAUCGCUGUAAAUUGUUUGUAAAAAUAGUCACGUUCACACUCUCAGUGUAGUUUUGUUGAUUAUUUUUUUUCAACCGGAUAUUGCUGAAUAAAGCGACGAUUCUGUUUCA